AUGGAAUCACGCUUAGGAUUGGCUUUCAAAAAAUGUUAUUUCUGUGGGAAAAAUUUCAACAAGCUACAACUUCUUGAAAUCAAUGGAAAUAUUGUAUCUGUCAAUGAUGAAGACAUUGUAUUUGAGGAUUUAAUUUUUGACACUUGUUUCAUAAAGAUUGAUUCUUCAGUAGUAAACUAUAUCUGCAAUGAAUGCAAUUCAAAUUUGCUAUCAUUUCAUUUCUUCAAGAGAGAAGCAAAGAAAUAUUCCAACUUUCGAGAACAUAUCGCGAAACUUGAAAUCUUGUCAAAAGCUGAAAGUUUCUUAAAUGAAAUUGAAAAUUUAGAUGAAGUGCAUACUAUUCAAGAUGAGAUGAAAUUCAGCAUUUCAUUGGGAAGUGAAGUCGAUAAAUCAGAAGGCAAUUUGAAGGAGCAUGAAGAUGACGUUGUUGAGUUCAUUGAGUAUUGUGUUGAAGCAAUUUCUGAUGAAUCAAAUGCUUCACAUUAUCAAACAAAUCACAAUAUUUCUAAUGAAACGUUGUCGACUGACAUGAAUGACUUACAAGCGUUUAAUGAUGAAGAUUCAACUGUUGCAACUGAAAUCACUAACGAGAUUGGUGAGAACUUCACAGAUUCAACACUUAUGAGUUUGUCUGAUUCGUCCAAUGUCAGAAAACGUAAACUCAACACUUUUGAUGAUCUCUCGGAAGAACAAAUUUCUUGGGUACGAAAACAAGCUCAACAAAGUGAAAUUAAACAUGGAAGCAAAAGAAUUUACAAAUGUGCGUUAUGUAACGUUGUCUUGUCAACUCAUUCCAGUCUUACGCGACAUAUUCGUGAUGUUCAUGUUCUUAAAGGUAAGAACAAUGAGAAGGAAAUUGUCAAAGAAGAAGCGAAUAAUAGCAAAAUUGAAAUCGAAACUUCAACUGGAAAUGAAUUCGUUUGGAAAUGUCAACGAUGUGCAAGCGACCGAAUUUAUCGAUCUCUGCAAGCUUUCAAACUUCACUUAAGGAUGACGCAUCUCCGAGCAACUAAGUUAGACACAGCUUUCAUUGCAUCAUGUAAAGUGUCAAUUGAAGAGAAUGGAAUGAAGAAAAAUGCUUGGAAAUGUCCGGAAUGUCAGAGAAUAUUUAAACAUCGCGACACUUUACGACAUCACAUUAAAAUUGAACAUCCAAACAUGGAUGAAAUUGAAGCCAUCAGACAAAAUGAUGAGCAAAAGAAAGUUUCAUCGUCAACCCAUUCAACAAUUCAAUUUGCUGAAAGUUUCAAAGAAAAUCAAACAAAAUUGUCAAAUAAUUGUGAUGAAUGUGGAUUGAAGUUUGCUCCAUCAAAGCAACAAAUGAAGCCAAAACUUCACAAUGAAUGUCAUGAAAUGUUCAAGAUUUUAUCACCAAAUCUUCCACGAAGUAAAUGUGAAUCUUGCUUAAUGAUAUUUAAUUCCGGAGAGACUUUGUAUGAGCACUUUCAAAUUCAUGACAAUCUUGAUGACAUUCAACCAAUUCGUGGCGAAAAUUGCUUAGUUCAAUAUGGUGCAACUUUCUAUAAAGAUCCGAGUGGAGAUGCUGAUGACAGUGUCGAUGAAUUAUCAUGGAAAUGUGGACAUUGCAAUGUCAGAUAUUUCAAUGAAAAUGAUUGCGUUUCACAUGUUAUGCUUUUACAUACGCCAUCGAUUCAUUGUUUCAUUGAUAAUCGUGAAUUUAAAGGAGCAACCGGUCUAAGCAAAUUCAUGCAACAUAUGAAAAACAAACAUUUUGAACUCUUUCCAGAUCUCACAUAUCCAUGUGGAAAUUGUCAUGAAGAAUUUUCAUCGAUUUAUGAGAAACUCGCUCAUCAGAAGAUUUGUCCAAGUAAGAAAUUUCAAUGCGAUAAUUGUGGCAAACGAUUUCUAGUGAAACAUCAACUGCAAGCUCAUAUCCUAUAUGAACAAGGACUGACAGGCUUCAGUUGUGAGAUUUGUGGCAAGCGAUGCAUAUCGUUGAGUGAUUUGAAAAUCCAUCAGAAUGUUCACUCAUCAGCGAGACCUUACGAAUGCUCAAUUUGCCCGAAAACUUUUAAAACGCCAGCUGCUCGUAGCACUCACAUGGAAGGUCACACACUUGAAGGAGUUACUUGUGAAGUUUGCGGACAAAAACUCGCCAACAGAACUCUUUAUCAACGUCACAAAAAAUUUCAACACGACAAAGAUUUUCGUGACACUCAAAUGGAGAAGAACAAAUGUGAUGUGUGUGGGAAAUCAUUUAUAAGGCUAGGGCAUUUAAGACAACACAUGAAACACAAUCAUGGAAUGUAA
This is a messenger RNA of Clunio marinus, 2271 nucleotides long. The record is from the annotation of a GenBank genome assembly. Lineage: Eukaryota; Metazoa; Arthropoda; Insecta; Diptera; Chironomidae.